CCAGGCCUCAGGUGGUGUACACCGAUCGCCAGCAGCCCUUCCCGUUCCAGGCCUCAGGUGGUGUACACCGAUCGCCAGCAGCCCUUCCCGUUCCAGGCCUCAGGUGGUGUACACCGAUCGCCAGCAGCCCUUCCCGUUCCAGGCCUCAGGUGGUGUACACCGAUCGCCAGCAGCCAUUCCCGUUCCAGGCCUCAGGUGGUGUACACCGAUCGCCAGCAGCCCUUCCCGUUCCAGGCCUCAGGUGGUGUACACCGAUCGCCAGCAGCCAUUCCCGUUCCAGGCCUCAGGUGGUGUACACCGAUCGCCAGCAGCCCUUCCCGUUCCAGGCCUCAGGUUGUGUACACCGAUCGCCAGCAGCCAUUCCCGUUCCAGGCCUCAGGUUGUGUACACCGAUCGCCAGCAGCCCUUCCCGUUCCAGGCCUCAGGUGGUGUACACCGAUCGCCAGCAGCCCUUCCCGUUCCAGGCCUCAGGUGGUGUACACCGAUCGCCAGCAGCCAUUCCCGUUCCAGGCCUCACGUGGUGUACACCGAUCGCCAGCAGCCCUUCCCGUUCCAGGCCUCAGGUGGUGUUCACCGAUCGCCAGCAGCCCUUCCCGUUCCAGGCCUCAGGUGGUGUACACCGAUCGCCAGCAGCCCUUCCCGUUCCAGGCCUCAGGUGGUGUACACCGAUCGCCAGCAGCCAUUCCCGUUCCAGGCCUCAGGUGGUGUACACCGAUCGCCAGCAGCCCUUCCCGUUCCAGGCCUCAGGUGGUGUUCACCGAUCGCCAGCAGCCCUUCCCGUUCCAGGCCUCAGGUGGUGUACACCGAUCGCCAGCAGCCCUUCCCGUUCCAGGCCUCAGGUGGUGUACACCGAUCGCCAGCAGCCAUUCCCGUUCCAGGCCUCAGGUGGUGUACACCGAUCGCCAGCAGCCCUUCCCGUUCCAGGCCUCAGGUGGUGUACACCGAUCGCCAGCAGCCCUUCCCGUUCCAGGCCUCAGGUGGUGUACACCGAUCGCCAGCAGCCCUUCCCGUUCCAGGCCUCAGGUGGUGUUACACCGAUCGCCAGCAGCCCUUCCCGUUCCAGGCCUCAGGUGGUGUACACCGAUCGCCAGCAGCCCUUCCCGUUCCAGGCCUCAGGUGGUGUACACCGAUCGCCAGCAGCCAUUCCCGUUCCAGGCCUCAGGUGGUGUACACCGAUCGCCAGCAGCCCUUCCCGUUCCAGGCCUCAGGUGGUGUACACCGAUCGCCAGCAGCCCUUCCCGUUCCAGGCCUCAGGUGGUGUUACACCGAUCGCCAGCAGCCAUUCCCGUUCCAGGCCUCAGGUGGUGUACACCGAUCGCCAGCAGCCCUACCCGUUCCAGGCCUCAGGUGGUGUACACCGAUCGCCAGCAGCCCUUCCCGUUCCAGGCCUCAGGUGGUGUUACACCAAUCGCCAGCAGCCCUUCCCGUUCCAGGCCUCAGGUGGUGUACACCGAUCGCCAGCAGCCAUUCCCGUUCCAGGCCUCAGGUGGUGUACACCGAUCGCCAGCAGCCCUUCCCGUUCCAGGCCUCAGGUGGUGUACACCGAUCGCCAGCAGCCAUUCCCGUUCCAGGCCUCAGGUGGUGUACACCGAUCGCCAGCAGCCCUUCCCGUUCCAGGCCUCAGGUGGUGUACACCGAUCGCCAGCAGCCCUUCCCGUUCCAGGCCUCAGGUGGUGUUCCUCCGUUCACCGGUGGCCAGCCGCCAUCCCCGUGCCGAGACACACAGUGUCCUGACCUGCCGACACACUCCCGGCCCAGCAGUGUCCGUGUCAGUGGCAGUUGUUUCGACGAGGGCCCACGUGACCCCCUGCCCCUGGACGAGGGCCCAUGUGACCUCCCGCUGCCCCCUGCCCCUGGACGAGGGCCCAGGUGACCCCCGCUGCCCCCUACCCCUGGACGAGGGCCCAGGUGACCCCGCUGCCCCUGGACGAGGGCCCAGGUGACCCCGUGCCCCUGGACGGCGGCCGUGUUGUGCCAGCUGUUCCGACUAACGCCCUUCUCCCCCAGGAGACCCCUCGCUGUCCCCCUGGACGUCUACCCUGGCCGGCGCCGCCUCUGCCAUCGAGCCCUACAUGACGUUUGGCGGUGACAGUAUGAUGUCCGCUGCUGAGCAGAGCUUCAUGGCCGACCAGACUCACGGCAGCGGCUCACUGGCUCUCGGCGGCGGUAGCGAUGAGUUCUCCGAGCACCCCGACUGGCAGGCGCGUCUGGAGCUGGACUGGUUCCCGCUGCUCAUACAGCAGAAGCUGCUGGAGCAGCAGCCGUUCGUCCAGCAUGACUGGUCCAGCUUCAUGACCGUCAUCUUCGAGCGCUUCUUCUCACUCGAGUGUCCCCAGCCGCGCAACCCGCGCCAGUGGUACACCAACAUGACGGCGCUCAUAGUUGAAAAGUACCCGCACCUGUUCGGCGCCAUGACGCUGCCGCAGAGACUGGCAUUCAUGCGGAACAAGUUGAUCCACAAAUUCAAGAACGGCCGUUUUAAGGUGCAGACGAGCAUGCGUCCCAAGCCGCCGGCCGCGCCGCUGCCCUGAUCAGUGAUCACGGACAGGGCACAGGGUCGACGAUGGAGCGGGGGCCGCGCUGCCCUGAUCAGUGAUCACGGACUGAGGGCACAGGGUUGACGGUGGAGCGGGGGCCGCGCCGCUGCCCUGAUCAGUGACCACGGACAGGGCGCAGGGUCGCCGGUGGAGCGGGGGGCCGUGCUGCCCCGAGUGGACGGCUCUGCGACUGGCCGGCCACAGCAAGCGGCCGCCGUCUUUAUUAUUGCUGGGCCUUGGUUGUGUUGCUCAAUGUUAAGUCAUUGUUUUGAAGCUCAGCUUUUUUAACGCGGUGUGAUUUUACCAUGAUCAUAAUAAUUACAUACAAUAAUUACAAACUAUUAAUUGUAGCAGUGAUUUUGCGAUGUUGCUUCGCCUUCCGGGCUUGUCGCUUUUUAUUCGAGUCACUUCUAGCUGUUUGAUUCGAGUUCUCUUCCUGUUUUGUUUCGCUUUUGGUUGGUUUUGUCACUAGGGUAUCAGAAAAUGUUGAAUAAUAGCUUGAUUUUUUGCAUUUUUGUUGACCUAAGGACGUCUGCUUAGAGAGCCGAGUGUUGCGGCAGCGCUGCCGUAUUAACUAGUAACUAGGUACUACAUUUAGUAGGUGUGAGCCGGGCCGUACAGUGGGUGUGAGUCGCACCGUGUAGAUUGAGUCGGACCGUGUUGAUUGAGUCGGAGCGCGAUGGGUCUGAGUCGGACCUCAGCGAGUCUGAGUCGGACCUUGUGAGCCGGACCUUUAGUGGGUCUGAGUCGGACCUUGUGAGUUGUGAGCCAGACCCUAGUGGGUGUGAGUCGGACCUUAGUGUUCAUUGCCAAUCGCUGCCGGAACUAUGUGGAGGUUGUGAAAUACAUAGAGAUUAGACAGCUUCAUA
Molecule: messenger RNA, 3406 nt
Organism: Amphibalanus amphitrite
Lineage: Eukaryota; Metazoa; Arthropoda; Thecostraca; Balanomorpha; Balanidae
Exons: 6
Coding region: 2073-2531 (152 amino acids)
Source: RefSeq, a predicted model, not a curated record